UGGCGCUGGCGCUCGCCCCGGCCCGCAGCGCGCAGCGCGGCUCCCUCUCGGCGCCGCGGGCUAGGCGGGCUGCGGCUCCCCGAGCGGGCGGAAGAUGCUGCCGGGGUCCAUCCAGAUCUCCGGGGAGACGCUGUCGGGCGCGGAGAUCCGGGACAUCUGCGAGAGCCUGCGGGAGAACUCGGUGCGGCUGCUGUCGCUGCGCGGCUGCCAGCUCUCGGAGCGCGACUUCGGGCACGUCUGCCGGGGGGUGGCCGAGUCCCGCUCCCUGGCGCAGCUCAACCUCAACCUGGGCAUCGUCUCCAACAUCAACCGCGUCAAGCAGCUGGCCGAGGCCCUGAAGACCAACCGCUCCGUGCAGUCCCUCUUUCUCCAUGGGAGUCCCCUGACGGAUGCAGGCUUGGCUCUCCUCAACCCUGCACUCUCCAUCCAUCCCUCGCUGGUGGCUCUGGAUCUGGGAGACUGCAUGCUGGGUGAUGAAGGCAUCAACCUCAUCUGUGGACUCCUGCCGCCUGACGGGGCUAAGUCUGGCCUCAAGGAGCUGACACUGAGUGCCAACCCCGGUGUCACAAGCAAAGGCUGGGGCCGCCUGGCCAUUGCUGUGGCUCACAGCUCCCAGCUCCGAGUGCUGAACUUGGACUACAACCCCCUGGGUGACCAAGUAGCAGGGAUGCUUGCUGUUGCUGUGGCCUCCAGUCGAACCCUUGAAGUUUUGGAUUUGGAGGGAACAGGACUCACCAACCAAUCAGCCCAGACCUUGCUAGACAUGGUAGAGAAUUACCCCACAGCCCUACGGACACUCAUCCUGUCAGAGAACAACAUCAGUCCGGAGCUGCAGCAGCAGAUCUCUGACCUGCUCUCAGAGGGCGAGGAAGAAGAGGAAACAGAAGCUCGUGAAGUCACAGCCAGGGAGAAGAACCCCUGGAUCUGCCAGAACAAUCCCAGCUCCCAGAUGGUCUUGAUGACGUCAGGCCUCGGUGACAGCCUCUUAGCAGAAACAGAGAUGUAGCUGGGCUACUCUGCCUGCUUCUGCCACGCAUGGCACACCGGGGGGCACGCACCCACCAGCUCUUUGCCUCCGGUGAGCUGCCCCUGGGGUCUCCUCACGCAUUUCACGUCCUGUCGACGCUCCCUUGACUCUCUGAGUACCGGAGCCAGGUCGGAGUGAACCUCUACACAUCUGUGUCGUCACACGCCCCGUCGGCUGCUUGUGAUUGUCUGGUUGCUGCAUGUGUUACUCACACUGCCCUGCCUCUCCCCAUGCCUGGCUGCACCCUGCAGGACGCAGGCUGUAUUUAUUCAGAUGUGUAUAAGAGAUGGUCUUUCUAUUGCUUGUUCUGCUGUCACAAUCAGAGUUUUAUAAAGGUCACAGAUGUGGCACUACUCACAGCUGCCUUAUUCCUUCUGCUCCUGCUACAUCAAGGUAAUUACGCUGCCAGAAAUAGUGCUAAAAAUGGGCAUUUCGCUUCUCACAGGUGCAGGAGGAGGCAUAGCACGAACGGCAGGUGGCAGCACCGCCCAGGGCCGGGCUCCUCGCUCCCUGCGUAGCCCGAGCUCCCUGCUGCCCCAAAGAGUACCAGCGUGCUGCAGGUGCUACUCACGGCUCGCAGGAUAGGGACAAGGGACAGAGAGGCACACUGCCACCCAGGGGUGAGUUUCUGCUGAAGCUGGGUGCCAGCUUUAGGCUAUCAGGCAUGGGCUUCUGCAGUAGAGUAUGAGAUGCUGGCAGACUCCUUCAUGAGUCAGACAAGCCCAGUCAACCCCUCGUGGAAUGCACAAGUUCCUCCUGAAGCACAAGAUCCUGGAUCCCAGCUGCAAGAGGGUGGUUGUGCAAGGUGAAGGAUACCAGCUUGCCCCCUCCCUUUGUUGCACAGGGAGCAGAGCUCCCUUGGAGGAGAUGCCUGCCUGGUCUUGCAGAGAGGUCCAGCAUAGUCCUGUUUGCUCUCCUCUAGGUCUUUGCUUCUGUUGGAAGUGAGGGCUGGAGCCUGUCUAUGGGGUACAAGCUGCGAUAAAGGCUUCAACUAGUGCUGGUAUGACAGCUUGCAGCUAUGUGUCCCCUGCACUUGCUGAAGUGCAGUAAGGAAGAAGAUUGUGUUUCAU
This is a messenger RNA of Phasianus colchicus (ring-necked pheasant), 2097 nucleotides long. RefSeq names its product leucine rich repeat containing 73 (gene LRRC73). Gene Ontology annotation, molecular function: protein binding. The record is from RefSeq and is a predicted model, not a curated record. Lineage: Eukaryota; Metazoa; Chordata; Aves; Galliformes; Phasianidae.